AUGAGCAUGAGCCUCCUAAAAAUCUUCACAUCAUUGCUCAUUUUAUCGAUUUUUGGCUGCGGAGAUGCCACAAGAUUCUUCUAUAAUUUUCAUUUAUUUUGUCAGCAACCCGGUUAUGACGUGGCACGUGUAGAGUUUCAUAAACUUGGGUGAGUUUAAGAGUUUAACCUGAGCAAUCUAAUAGUUCUGAGAUUUUUGGGAAAUCUCUAAUAUGAGCAAUGUUAUAGUGAUUUGAAAAUUGAAAUACACGAUUCUUCUAGAAAACACUAAUAUGAGCAAUGCUAGAAAAUCCUAAAAACAAAGAUUAAAAGACAAGUUGUAGAGCUUAACCUGAGCAAUCUAGUGGUUCAGAGAUUUUUGAAAAAUAUUAAAUAUGAGCAAUGUUAUAGGAAUUUGAAGAUUGAAAGGAAAAUUUCGCAAUUUUUUUUUUCAAAAAAAUAUUUUAAAAUUAAAUUUUUAGAGUUUAAUAUGAGCAAUCUAAUCCGAAUAAAAUGGCUAACCUGAGCAAUCCCAAAAUUUUCCAGCUAUCAAAACCGCUCCGCUUACUACGGUGAAUAUCGUCUCUACCACGGUCAAACUCGUUUUUCCGCAGUUUUCGACGCUUUCAAUUAUCAAGGUCCCCAGAAUCGCUAUUUCGAUAUUCGUGGAAGUUUGCAGUACAAUUGUGGAGGAUCAAAUGCGACUGUAGAGUUGACAAGUACAGUACCAGUUCAUUUGAGAGAAUAUACACAUACUACGGAGUUGAAUUUGAUGCCUAAUAGGAAAUAA
Messenger RNA from Caenorhabditis angaria, 768 nucleotides. Lineage: Eukaryota; Metazoa; Nematoda; Chromadorea; Rhabditida; Rhabditidae. The record is from the annotation of a GenBank genome assembly.